This is a messenger RNA of Ylistrum balloti, 1077 nucleotides long. RefSeq lists its product as uncharacterized. Lineage: Eukaryota; Metazoa; Mollusca; Bivalvia; Pectinida; Pectinidae. The coding region runs from base 1 to 1077 and encodes 358 amino acids. Gene Ontology annotation, molecular function: catalytic activity. The record is from RefSeq and is a predicted model, not a curated record. The transcript has 6 exons.
AUGACAUUGGCAAUAACGUUGUGUAUGACGUCAUUGUGUAUGACGUCGUUAUGGAAUGUUAUUCAGGCAGUAAAAAUACAGACCUACAACGUCGCCCUCCUCACCAAUACAGCCAAAUACAAACAAAGGAGACCAAACGUAAUCCGCGCACUGGCAUCCGGAGAUUAUGACGUCAUGUGCCUUCAAGAGAUGUGGUUCGGAGAUGAUGUUGACAUGCUGAAAGAAAAGCUAGACAAAGAUGUUUCAAUUUACACACCGCCUUUGUACCAGGAGAAGAUGUUUUGGGGAUUAUUAAACGCUCCCCCGUGCCACAACGCACCACUGACAGUAGCCUGCAUAGCUUUAAGAUGUGCCUCCCUCGCAAAUGACUUUGGGGCCCUAACAAACUGUUCAAUAGACUGUGGGUUAUUGACUGAGAGUCAGGGAUGUAUUGCCUGUCUCACCGCUUCCGGUUUGAGUGCAUUGCGCUGUUUUAAUUACGUGAGACAUGAGACAAUAAAUAUUCCAGGUGUUGUCCUUCUAAGUAAGAGGAGAGUGAAUUCAGCCAAAACGAUUUUCUUUGAACCAAAUGUAAAACAGAUAACUAAAAGGGGCUAUAUAGAAGCUGAGAUUGACGGUGUAGGGACGGUCUUUUGCAGUCAUUCUACUUCCAACGCUGAAACUGAAUUCUACGAACCAAACCUUCGGGACGUUUACUCUAAUAUGGCGGAACAAAAUCUCGCCGACUCUCGUAAACUAACGAAAGCAGCCCUCAUGUCUGACAAACCUCUCAUCAUUGGGGAUCUUAAUACCAGUCCCGACAUACCAGCCUACAACGUCACCGCAGACUUCAAAGACUCCUACAAUCAUUUCUUGUCGGAGGGUUUCGUGUCGCCAUACGUUACCAUGGUGGGAAAAUGUACUUUUUGUCGUCGAAAUCCUCUUGUUAAAGACUGGAAUUACAAUAACGUACUAGAUCACGUGAUGGUACGAAAUCACACCGUCCUCAGUGCCAAGCGAUUUUAUGACGCAAACAUACCAAGUAUGGACUUUCCGAUGUCCGAUCACUAUGGAGUUGAAGUAGAAGUUGGAAACUGA